AUGAAUUUAUUAAAUUAUGACUUUAUCGCCAAAGAAAAUUUGAAGUUUUUAAAAACAUACAAAUACAAAGGCACAGAUCAAUCGUUGCUGUAUAACUAUGUCCUCUCACCAUUUGCUAAUUGGUGUUUGAAGUAUGUGCCUUUAAAUGUGGCUCCUAAUACACUAACCCUGUUGGGACUCAUUUGCAUCAUAAUUUGCCACAUAUUAUUUUAUUUUGUGAUGGGAGACAACUUUUAAGGAACAAUACCGGAUUGGUUAUUGUGGACAACGUUCAUUUUACACAUGAUCUAUAUGAAUUUUGAUAAUUUGGAUGGAAAGCAAGCAAGAAGAACAAACAAUUCCUCUCCUUUGGGCAUGAUUUUGGAUCAUAACUUUGAUUCUAUGAUUAUUGCAAUCUAAGGUACAAAUUUCGUCACAUGUCUAUAAUGUGGACAAUCAUUAUUGGCAUUCUUAUUAAUAUGUGUUCCAACUUAUCCAUUCUAUAUCAUAGCACAUGAAGAAUAUUACACGCACGAAAUGAAUCUACCGAUAAUUAAUGCAGCUGCAGAAGGCACUGUUUUUGUAGGAUCAUUAUUUGCCAUAAAUGCAAUUUUUGGUUGUGAUUUUUGGACAUAGAAAAUGCCAUAAUUUUAUAAUUUAUAAUUCAAUACAGUGGCAAUAAUCCUAUUCUUUUUUGUUGUGGCCUUUGGACUACCUUAUGUGUUCAAGAAAAUUACAAAAUUUGUCCCACUCUCCCAAGCCUUAAAAUCUCAGAGGUAUAUGCUAUUCAUCGGCCUGGUCUUAUAUUAUGUUAUCCUCUUUUCUCCAAGUGAUGUUGGUUCUAGACACAUGAGAGCAAUUCUCUAUAUUUUUGGUUUCACCAUGAGCAAAGCAGUGGGUAUUGUGGCUGUAUAUCAUGUCAGCAAUUAAGAUUUGCCUAAUUGUUUGAAUUCUAUUUAUCUCUUCUUAAUAUUGCUGUUCAAUACGAUAUAUGGACAAGUUUUUGGAAAAUGCUUAAUUGAGGAGGGAUUGUUAUUAUAAAUAACAGCUGUGAUAUCUGUACUUGUACACAUCCAUUUCUUGUACAAUAUAACUAGAUAAAUUAGCGAAGCUUUGAAAAUUAAAGUAUUUAAAAUCAAUAAAUGA
This is a messenger RNA of Paramecium tetraurelia, 1125 nucleotides long. RefSeq lists its product as uncharacterized. NCBI's taxonomy places the organism in Eukaryota, Ciliophora, Oligohymenophorea, Peniculida, Parameciidae. The record is from RefSeq and is a predicted model, not a curated record. Gene Ontology annotation, cellular component: membrane. The transcript has 8 exons. Gene Ontology annotation, biological process: phospholipid biosynthetic process. Gene Ontology annotation, molecular function: phosphotransferase activity, for other substituted phosphate groups.